Messenger RNA from Durio zibethinus, 1436 nucleotides. RefSeq names its product protein ABIL1-like. Lineage: Eukaryota; Viridiplantae; Streptophyta; Magnoliopsida; Malvales; Malvaceae. The record is from RefSeq and is a predicted model, not a curated record.
GUUUGGUUAGCUAUCCCACCGAAAACCUAACCUCCAAAUCUCCCCAUUAAUCCAAUUCUUACUUCUUUCAUUCAUUUAAUAACUGCACUUCACUUUUCUUUUCGUUUGUGUUUUUUUUCCUUUUUACGGUUUUGAGAUUUUGGUUCUCAAAAUUUAUAAGAGAAGGUGACACAAUGGAAGUGGAGUUACCCAGGGCUGAUAAUCCCGCCAUGACGUUCGAUGAGGUCUCCAUGGAACGUAGCAAGAGCUUCGUCAAAGCCUUGCAGGAGCUGAAGAACUUAAGGCCUCAGCUUUAUUCAGCUGCGGAGUACUGUGAAAAAUCAUAUCUCCAUAAUGAGCAGAAGCAGAUGGUACUGGACAACCUCAAAGAUUAUGCUGUACGGGCUCUUGUUAAUGCUGUUGAUCACCUUGGCACUAUGGCUUUCAAGUUAACUGAUCUUCUUGAGCAGCAAACAUUGGAAGUGUCAACCAUGGAGGUAAAAGCAUCUUGUUUAAAUCAGCAACUUCUUACGUGCCAAACAUACACGAAUAAAGAAGGUCUCAGGCAGCAGCAGCUGUUGGCAUUUAUACCAAGACAUCACAAGCACUACAUUUUACCAAAUUCUGUAAACAAGAAGGUACAUUUUAGUCCACAAGUACAGACAGAUGCAAGGCAAAACUAUUUCCAGUCUAAAUUUCGUCUUCGGCCCGCAGAUACGCCUGCAUCAAAAACUCUUUCGUGGCACUUAGCCUCAGAAACCAAGUCUACUUUGAAAGGGACUUCACAAACUUUGGCAAGCAAUGAAAUGUCAAAACCUUUGGGCAAUGCUUCUGAGGUUUUCCAGUUAUUGGAGAAUGGAGAUAAUACAAGGACAGAGUCUUCAGCAGCGCCUUUUCCUGAUUCUAAUGCACUCAUGCCAACAUUGGGUAUCACAAAUAGGGAGUUGGAGGGAUCCAAACCUUUGACGGCAUUCGGGUCAUUUGAUAACCCAAGGCGCGAGAUUAUACGUGCACCUGUAAGGAACAAAAGCAUGCUGUCAGCUUUCUUCGUCAAACAGAAAGCAACCAAGCUAAAGGCUGGAUUUGUUGCAUGAAUCACCAUUAGAGCAAGCCAAUGACGACGCCACUAUGUAAAUCUCUCCUUUAUGUCUAUGGAAUUUGCCUGUAAUUAUCUCCCUCGUUUUGUUUUUUAGUAGUCGAUUCCUUCAUCAGUAGUUUAUCAAUUGCUUGAGAUGAAAUUUUAUUCCCUUUUUUUUCCCCCCAAUUCUCUAAUUUGGGUUUUUUAAUAACGAGCAAUGCGUAUGAAAUAUCUAACAAUGAAGAUGAGUAACAUUUUCCAAUCCCAUCAAUAAUUGCUUCAGCCUUGACCAAUAACCUAAUAAUUUGAUCGUCAUCUUCAAGCUCACUUUUUCAUGUGAUAUACUGGUAAUAGGGUGAAAGUUAACAGAAUUUUCGAU